Molecule: messenger RNA, 900 nt
Organism: Colletotrichum paranaense
Lineage: Eukaryota; Fungi; Ascomycota; Sordariomycetes; Glomerellales; Glomerellaceae
Exons: 1
Coding region: 1-900 (299 amino acids)
Source: RefSeq, a predicted model, not a curated record
AUGGCUUUGUCUUCAGAAGAAGCUGCCCACCUCCACAGGCAGGCAAAACGACGAGCCGAACGAGCCGCAGCCGAGAUGAAUUUCCGCGAAGUGACAUCGGAGGAGUAUCUCAAGAAAUUACGGGCCAAACGACGCCCCGGGAGACGAUUCGAGAUAGAUGAUACGCCUGCCGCGGUCGAAAUCGGCGAGGAGCCGCUACAUCCGCAACGAGAAUUCAAACUUUCGACAGGCUCCGAACGGCAACGGACACAUACCCGCACGAAGUCGACACCGACAGCGAACACAAAUGGAUUAUCAUCUGGUAGCCGUAGAACUACGCUUGGGGGUCCAAUAGCCAGGAACACUCUCGGAAAAGCUUCGGUUCCCUCUCAGAGGCUGGCUGCUCAGCAGACGAAAAGCCAGCCCAACCUUUUCCUGCAAGCUGCGCAACAGCGGACGAACCCCGCCAUCACUCAUGCCAACUUGGGCACGAUCACGACAGUCUCGUCAUUAUCAGCUCAGCCGCAAAGAUCCAAAUCAAGCUUGAGCAUGUUCUACCCUAAAAAGCAUGUUCGUCGCGCAGCGUCAGUGUCUGUCCUGUCGUCAAAACCCCUGGAGUUGGAUCCGAUAGCCACAGCGCACCACUCCGGCCACGCUCGAAGUCAGUCGCUUGGCAAUGCCCUCUCUGUCGUUGAUACAGUGCCGCAGCCUGUCGCGCUGAAGAAGCGAGGCUCGUUGCGCAUGCUGAAAGACAAGAUUAGGAGAGUAGCCAGCUCCUUUGAACUUCGAUCGACCAGAAGCGACGGUUCGGGGAGUAGUGAUGAUGAUGGCUUGAAGAGCCGGUCCAGUAAGAGUCUUCUACUGCGGACGAAGACCAGAUUUGGCUCGCAGCAUCGACUUGGGACUGUAAGCGAAGAAUGA